This is a messenger RNA of Lingula anatina, 3551 nucleotides long. RefSeq names its product actin-histidine N-methyltransferase. Gene Ontology annotation, cellular component: nucleus. Gene Ontology annotation, molecular function: protein-lysine N-methyltransferase activity; protein binding. NCBI's taxonomy places the organism in Eukaryota, Metazoa, Brachiopoda, Lingulata, Lingulida, Lingulidae. The record is from RefSeq and is a predicted model, not a curated record. Gene Ontology annotation, biological process: peptidyl-lysine monomethylation.
CACUGGCUCUGACAGCACGUGUUUUGACGAAAACGAAUUUACAAGUACAAUGGAUGCCUUGUGUAACUGGUUGAGGUCUAAGGACCCUCUCUUCAAAGUUGCAGAUCAACUGCUGGGUCUGGCCAACUUUCCAGUAACUGGUAGAGGCAUCAUAGCCAAGGCACACAUCCCAAAGGGAUCACUUCUUCUGCAAAUACCAAGAGAAUUGUGCCUGAGCCAGGAGACGGCUAGGAUGUAUCCGCCCUUGAAGGACAUUUUUGCUGCUGUACCAGAGCUUAGUUCAGAUGAUGUGAUUGCCCUGUGUUUGAUGCACCAGAGACUGCAAGGUGAAGAGGCACCUAACUAUGAGCACAUCCGCCUCAUACCUGGGAUAGACCAAGGGGCAGAACCUUAUCAGCAGACUAUAUUCUGGACAGAUGAAGAGCUGGAUGAACUGAAAGGGUCAAAGAUCUACACCAUUACCAAACAACUUCAUUCUCAGCUAAGAUCAGACUAUAAUAACAUUGUUGUCCGGGUGUUCAUGAGAUUCCCAAAGGUUUUACCUCUGAAGUCAUAUUCCUACGAUAUCUACUUGUGGGCACUGGCAACUAUCUGGUCUCGUGCUAUGGACUUUCAGGUGAAUGAUGAGACGGUGGGACGUUACAUAGUUCCAGUGGCAGAUAUGUUUAACACUGAUCCACACUCUGAGGUCUGUCACUUCUACAAUGUGGCCAAUAACACCAUUGGUAUCAUGGCUAACAAAGACUACCAGGCCGGUGAGCAGGUGUUCAUUAACUAUGGGGAAGUCCCUAAUGCUCGUCUGCUUCAGCUGCAUGGGUUUACCAUUGAGAAUAACCCUGGUGAGGUGGUAGAAUUGUACGCACCCUUAAGUCCUCAAGUUGAAUGUUUUAGUAACAAACUUAGUCUACUGGGAAAAAUGGGAGUAAAUCCUAACCAGCCUCAUUUACUUUCUGCAUCCACACCACUUCCCCCCAAAUUGCUUCCAUCAUUAAGGGUUCAGUUUGGGACAGAAGACAUCCUAAAGAAAGUUGAAAGCGAGGCACUGUCAUUUGACAGCAGUGUAGACCCAAAAUAUGAGGGUGAAAUCCUGAAGUUCCUGGAGUCCGGGAUACAGGGGAUGCUGGCACAGUAUCCUGCAGACUCUGACACAGAUAGCGAAGAAAUGGGAGAUGGUAGUCAACCUCAGUCUAGAAAGAAAAUGGCUGUUAUUUUGAGGCAUGGUGAAAAAGCCUUUUUAGAGAAAUCAUUGAAAACUGUGCAGGAAUUGCUUGAAAGUCUGUGAAGACUGACUGAUUAUGUCCAACUUUGAACCCAGACAUUCUGAAAAGAAUAGUUAAUGUCAUCUUAUAAAUAAUAUUUGGGGAAUUUACUGCCAAAUCAUAUUGCCUAAACAGUAUUCUUUGGAGCAAUUUGUAAUUUACAAAUUCUUGGAUUAACUUAAAAGCCUUAUUUUUAAAAAAUCUUUAAUGUGUAGAGUUGUUUGUUGCUGGCAGUUAGCAAGGGAGUUAUGAAGGGGUAAACAACAAACAUCAUUUUCCAGUGACAAUAAUCCCUGGCAUACGAAUCAUGACAACACAAUAAAUAAUCUUUAAUAAUAAUGUUUAUUAAUAUUGUAGAAAAUGUUUAUUUAAUGUUAUUUAGGUGGGAUUUGUAAACAAAUUUCUGCAAGUCUCAGAAUAGGUUUAUCUCAAUUUUCAAUAAGUGGAAUUCGUCUGUACUGUGAAUAGGUGCUCAAUAUAAACAAAAUAUUAAUUUAAAAAAAUUAAAAAAUUAAAAUUAAAAAAAUACCUAAAACAUGCAUCUUAUGCAUUGUGUUUUUUUUAGUAAGAUACGUAGUGUCUUUUCAUGGCAUAAUUACAUAUGAAAAACCUACAAAAAUACUUAUUACAUAAAAAAAUACCAAGUUAUUACAGGUAAUAUUCACAUACAAUAAAAUGGCAUUAAGAGCAGGACUACUAACUCCAGCUACUGAGAGAAUUUCAAGAAGUGAAAAUUAUCUAAUAUAUUUCAGAGAACUGAUAAUUUACCUAGAGAACCUUAUUUUUAGGUAAAUACAUAAAUAUAAGAAAUGUUUUAAAUUUGGAAUAACCCAGCUAAUCAGAUGAUUUUUAUAAUCAUGUAAAAAUAUCCAAAUCCUAAUAAUUUUGUUGAAUUUUUGCAUUAACUCAUCUCAUUUUAAACAAUAUAAGAAGUUGAUACUACUUUCUGUUCUGUCAUAAAUCAAAUCUUAAGCAAGCAUGUCUACAUUAAGUUAUGUGGUUUGUAAUAAUAUUUUAAUUAAGACAUGAGAAGCAUGAUGGAAAAGCUGAAAAUAUCGAAUUGAUUUGUGGAUUCUUCCAAUAUAAAUGUUUUUGUUACCUGAAAGCAUGUUCAUUCCUUGUAGAGUACUGUAAUUUGGGAAAAUCUUCAGGCCUACAGAGUACUAAAUAAAGUAGUCAUUCUAUGGAAGAUAUACAGGUUAAUACAUGACAGGGGCAGGAUCCUUCUUUACAAUAAACUACAAUUUCAAACAAAAUGAAAUGGCACUGAACACAAAAUGACUGAUAAAAGUCCAACGACUAAAAGCAGUUUUCCUCACAAAUGACUAGUGGAAAUCAGCACCUCUAAAUAAAACUGAUGAAAUAAUAAGGAAAAAAUCUCAAAUCAAACCACAGUAUUUUGUAAUUUUGACUAGCCAUUAUAGGUAAACCAAUAAAACUAUAUUGUUCAGUGCAGUAAUAAGUUCUGUGUUUGGUGAUUCAGAGAAAAAAGGUGUUCAUGCGUCAAUGGACCCUUUUCCCAUAAAAAGUAAAAAAUUGUGUCAAAAAACAUAUAUUGAGUGUACUGAUUUGAAUAAUGCUACAGCCUUAGCUUGUACUACUUUUAAAAAUGGAUACAAUAUACAUCUUGAAAUAUAAGAAGCAAACUCACCUCAUCAUAUUUUGAAAUACAAUUAAUUUCAGUUUAGAAUAACUGUUAAACAUGAUAUUUGCAGCAGUAAUGUAGAUUUGUUUCAUAUCUUUAUCGCAGAACACAUAAGUGGCCUUAAACGGCCAAUUCCUCAUGAGAAAAUUUUCACAGCUGGCAUUCUUUUUCUUGUUGCUAUUUAGCAAAGCAAUGAUACAGCUUUAAAAAACAUGAGCUGGCAGCUUUUGGUUACCUACAAGCAUGAUAUAUGACGCGAGUUGAAAAACCUGCACAUUAUGAGGGUCUACCAAUAUAUUAACUUUGUGCUUCGAUGUAGUAAUUCCUGAAAUCACACAAAGAUACUACAAUAUCCCCAUUUAAUAGUACUCGAGCCAUUUCACAUCAAGUGACAUGCUUAACUAAUCCAGUUAACUUCUCAGGUCCUAACAUGUCUAUAUUUACUGGGGGUUAAAUUACUGCCUUUCAUAAGUUCUCCACAAGCUCUCUGUGCAGUUAACUGGUUGACUGUGUCCAGUACAGAGUCUCCGUUAAGGAAUCUCCCUUACAAGACUGUGAGCACAUUCAGAGCAGCAGACUAACAGAUCUGCAGAUCAAAUAUAGCAACCCACUAAAAAGCUUGCUGCUUAAUUCCCAAUUAGACACUG